Molecule: messenger RNA, 4778 nt
Organism: Poeciliopsis prolifica (blackstripe livebearer)
Lineage: Eukaryota; Metazoa; Chordata; Actinopteri; Cyprinodontiformes; Poeciliidae
Exons: 49
Coding region: 157-4614 (1485 amino acids)
Source: RefSeq, a predicted model, not a curated record
CCGACUCAAGCGGCUCCAAACUUGCCUGGAACCUGCUGCUCUCCAAAGCCUCCAAGGUCCUGGAUCAAGCUCUGGAUCUGCUGAGCAACACCACGCUCCGCCCCGACCAUCAUUCUGCCUCCAUGAUCCUGGACUCCAUUAGAGAACUCCGGCUGCAUGGCAUCAACAUGGCCGUCCUCAACGAUCCCGCCUUCGUCCAGAUGUGGUUCGGCCGCCGCCUUCGUCCGUUCCUGCCAGCUGUUUCCGACGACUUCCUCAUGUCUCUCCUCCAACUCACUGAACUGCAGCACCUUCCAGUCCAUUGUGAAGACAUUUAGCCACGUUCAGUCACUCAUGUUGCGUGAAAGGCAGCGGUCUGUCUCCACACGCUUCAUCACAGCUUUCCUGUCAACAAACAACACUGCAGGUCCAGGAUGUUUGUCCUCCUUCAACAACAGCGCACAGUGGCUGACCGACAACUUUGGUCCAUUCUCUGAGUUAGUGGCCGUCAGCGAGCUGAUCCGUCUCAACCCUCUCUUCAAACCAGUCGAGGUCUUACAGCUCCUCACAGCAGAUCAGAGAGUGGAGCUGCUGGGACUGACGCUUCCUGAAAACACAGACACUGUCAUCAACGCUCUCUUUAAUUACAUGACCGAAGCACCAGAGGAAAGGAGAUUCACACAGUUCCUGUCGUCUCUCGUCAUAUUCGCUAAGAUGGAAAGCCUUUCUUGUUCAUCCUACAAAACACUAUUCACCAGACUGGACAUCGCCAUGGCAACCACUUCUCCUGACAUAGUUUCAGUCGUCACAAACACUAAAGUGGCUUUGUCCAAACAACUACCACUUGGCUGCAUCAUAUACAGUGGGCAGUGCAAUGUAACGAUGGCAAAUGAGACAGACAUAUGCAUGGGAGUCAACAGCACAGAGCUUCAGAUCCACCUGGACAGAUCAAUGAUGACCGGACAGCACUGCAGCUUCUCUGUGGAGGAAUUUGCCUGUGCCUCUCUGUCAGGUUUAACAGCUGGGGAUCUGGCAGCCAUGUUGGGUUGCGAUAGGGUCUCCGACUCAAGCGGCUCCAAACCUGCCUGGAAGCUGCUGCUCUCCAAAGCCUCCAAGGUCCUGGAUCAAGCUCUGGAUCUGCUGAGCAACACCACGCUCCGCCCCGACCAUCAUUCUGCCUCCAUGAUCCUGGACUCCAUUAGAGAACUCCGGCUGCAUGGCAUCAACAUGGCCGUCCUCAACGAUCCCGCCUUCGUCCAGAUGUGGUUCGGCCGCCGCCUUCGUCCGUUCCUGCCAGCUGUUUCCGACGACUUCCUCUCAUGUCUCUCCUCCAACUCACUGAACUGCAGCACCUUCCAGUCCAUUGUGAAGACAUUUAGCCACGUUCAGUCACUCAUGUUGCGUGAAAGGCAGCGGUCUGUCUCCACACGUUUCAUCACAGCUUUCCUGUCAACAAACAACACUGCAGGUCCAGGAUGUUUGUCCUCCUUCAACAACAGCGCACAGUGGCUGACCGACAACUUCGGUCCAUUCUCUGAGUUAGUGGCCGUCAGCGAGCUGAUCCGUCUCAACCCUCUCUUCAAACCACUUGAGGUCUUACAGCUCCUCACACCAGAUCAGAGAGUGGAGCUGCUGGGACUGACGCUUCCUGAAAACACAGACACUGUCAUCAACGCUCUCUUUAAUUACAUGACCGAAGCACCAGAGGAAAGGAGAUUCACACAGUUCCUGUCAUCUUUGGUCAUGUUUUCCAAGAUAUUGAAUCUUUCCUGCUCGUCCUACAAAACACUAUUCACCAGACUGGACGACGCCAUGGCAUCAGCUACUUCUGAUGUAACUUCAGCCAUCACACACACAAAAGUGGCUUUAUUCAAACAGCUACCAUCUGGUUGCAUCAUAUACAGUGGGCAGUGCAAUGUAACGAUGGCAAAUGAGACAGACAUAUGCAUGGGAGUCAACAGCACAAAGCUUCAGAUCCACCUGGACAGAUCAAUGAUGACCGGACGUCACUGCAGCUUCUCUGUGGAGGAAUUUGCCUGUGCUUCUCUGUCAGGUUUAACAGCUGGGGAUCUGGCAGCCAUGUUGGGUUGCGAUAGGGUCUCCGACUCAAGCGGCUCCAAACUUGCCUGGAACCUGCUGCUCUCCAAAGCCUCCAAGGUCCUGGAUCAAGCUCUGGAUCUGCUGAGCAACACCACGCUCCGCCCCGACCAUCAUUCUGCCUCCAUGAUCCUGGACUCCAUUAGAGAACUCCGGCUGCAUGGCAUCAACAUGGCCGUCCUCAACGAUCCCGCCUUCGUCCAGAUGUGGUUCGGCCGCCGCCUUCGUCCGUUCCUGCCAGCUGUUUCCGACGACUUCCUCUCAUGUCUCUCCUCCAACUCACUGAACUGCAGCACCUUCCAGUCCAUUGUGAAGACAUUUAGCGACGUUCAGUCACUCAUGUUGCGUGAAAGGCAGCGGUCUGUCUCCACACGCUUCAUCACAGCUUUCCUGUCAACAAACAACACUGCAGGUCCAGGAUGUUUGUCCUCCUUCAACAACAGCGCACAGUGGCUGACCGACAACUUUGGUCCAUUCUCUGAGUUAGUGGCCGUCAGCGAGCUGAUCCGUCUCAACCCUCUCUUCAAACCAGUCGAGGUCUUACAGCUCCUCACAGCAGAUCAGAGAGUGGAGCUGCUGGGACUGACGCUUCCUGAAAACACAGACACUGUCAUCAACGCUCUCUUUAAUUACAUGACCGAAGCACCAGAGGAAAGGAGAUUCACACAGUUCCUGUCGUCUCUCGUCAUAUUCGCUAAGAUGGAAAGCCUUUCUUGUUCAUCCUACAAAACACUAUUCACCAGACUGGACAUCGCCAUGGCAACCACUUCUCCUGACAUAGUUUCAGUCGUCACAAACACUAAAGUGGCUUUGUCCAAACAACUACCACUUGGCUGCAUCAUAUACAGUGGGCAGUGCAAUGUAACGAUGGCAAAUGAGACAGACAUAUGCAUGGGAGUCAACAGCACAGAGCUUCAGAUCCACCUGGACAGAUCAAUGAUGACCGGACGGCACUGCAGCUUCUCUGUGGAGGAAUUUGCCUGUGCCUCUCUGUCAGGUUUAACAGCUGGGGAUCUGGCAGCCAUGUUGGGUUGCGAUAGGGUCUCCGACUCAAGCGGCUCCAAACCUGCCUGGAAGCUGCUGCUCUCCAAAGCCUCCAAGGUCCUGGAUCAAGCUCUGGAUCUGCUGAGCAACACCACGCUCCGCCCCGACCAUCAUUCUGCCUCCAUGAUCCUGGACUCCAUUAGAGAACUCCGGCUGCAUGGCAUCAACAUGGCCGUCCUCAACGAUCCCGCCUUCGUCCAGAUGUGGUUCGGCCGCCGCCUUCGUCCGUUCCUGCCAGCUGUUUCCGACGACUUCCUCUCAUGUCUCUCCUCCAACUCACUGAACUGCAGCACCUUCCAGUCCAUUGUGAAGACAUUUAGCCACGUUCAGUCACUCAUGUUGCGUGAAAGGCAGCGGUCUGUCUCCACACGCUUCAUCACAGCUUUCCUGUCAACAAACAACACUGCAGGUCCAGGAUGUUUGUCCUCCUUCAACAACAGCGCACAGUGGCUGACCGACAACUUCGGUCCAUUCUCUGAGUUAGUGGCCGUCAGCGAGCUGAUCCGUCUCAACCCUCUCUUCAAACCACUCGAGGUCUUACAGCUCCUCACACCAGAUCAGAGAGUGGAGCUGCUGGGACUGACGCUUCCUGAAAACACAGACACUGUCAUCAACGCUCUCUUUAAUUACAUGACCGAAGCACCAGAGGAAAGGAGAUUCACACAGUUCCUGUCAUCUUUGGUCAUGUUUUCCAAGAUAUUGAAUCUUUCCUGCUCGUCCUACAAAACACUAUUCACCAGACUGGACGACGCCAUGGCAUCAGCUACUUCUGAUGUAACUUCAGCCAUCACACACACAAAAGUGGCUUUAUUCAAACAGCUACCAUCUGGCUGCAUCAUAUACAGUGGGCAGUGCAAUGUAACGAUGGCAAAUGAGACAGACAUAUGCAUGGGAGUCAACAGCACAAAGCUUCAGAUCCACCUGGACAGAUCAAUGAUGACCGGACGUCACUGCAGCUUCUCUGUGGAGGAAUUUGCCUGUGCUUCUCUGUCAGGUUUAACAGCUGGGGAUCUGGCAGCCAUGUUGGGUUGCGAUAGGGUCUCCGACUCAAGCGGCUCCAAACUUGCCUGGAACCUGCUGCUCUCCAAAGCCUCCAAGGUCCUGGAUCAAGCUCUGGAUCUGCUGAGCAACACCACGCUCCGCCCCGACCAUCAUUCUGCCUCCAUGAUCCUGGACUCCAUUAGAGAACUCCGGCUGCAUGGCAUCAACAUGGCCGUCCUCAACGAUCCCGCCUUCGUCCAGAUGUGGUUCGGCCGCCGCCUUCGUCCGUUCCUGCCAGCUGUUUCCGACGACUUCCUCUCAUGUCUCUCCUCCAACUCACUGAACUGCAGCACCUUCCAGUCCAUUGUGAAGACAUUAGCGACGUUCAGUCACUCAUGUUGCGUGAAAGGCAGCGGUCUGUCUCCACACGCUUCAUCACAGCUUUCCUGUCAACAAACAACACUGCAGGUCCAGGAUGUUUGUCCUCCUUCAACAACAGCGCACAGUGGCUGACCGACAACUUUGGUCCAUUCUCUGAGUUAGUGGCCGUCAGCGAGCUGAUCCGUCUCAACCCUCUCUUCAAACCAGUCGAGGUCUUACAGCUCCUCACAGCAGAUCAGAGAGUGGAGCUGCUGGGACUGACGCUUCCUGAAAACACAGACACUGUCAUCAACGCU